CAUCAAAUUAUUUCUUAUUGUUUAACUGAAUGGUCAUCAAAAUGGAAUAUUGAAGAAAAUAGUGUUGAUCAAAAAUUUACUUUCAAUCAACUUUACAAACAAAAUAUUACUAGUCAACAAUUAUAUCUUUGGUCAGCACCUAUGGAUGUAGUUGAACGUUAUCAAUUCUAUUUAAAUCAUCUUUCAAUUUCAAAUCAAUCAUCUUUCAUGGCAACACAAUUAUUCUAUAAUUGUACAUUACCAAGAUUUGGUCCAUUAUGUCAAUAUUCAUUGGAUACGUAG
This is a messenger RNA of Rotaria sordida, 282 nucleotides long. The record is from the annotation of a GenBank genome assembly. NCBI's taxonomy places the organism in Eukaryota, Metazoa, Rotifera, Eurotatoria, Philodinida, Philodinidae.